AUGGCGGAUGCUCACAGCAAUGCCCCCUCAAACCCCAACUCGGUUGAACUACUGGCCAUCAACGAAUCUUUCAGAGCGGAGAAUCUGAAAAUGGCCGAGCUCUUACGUCAAAAGCAAAAUAGUCAAAGUAAAGGAGGAGAGCACAAGAACGCUGAAAACAAGGAUGACAACGACGAGCACACGUCAGAGGCAAAGCACACCAUACCCACUCCCCUAAAAACCGUAACCAAAAUAACCAAUCCAUUCACAAAAGAAGCCAUGAGCUUUCAGAUGUUCAAAAAUUUCACCCUUUCAAUGACCCUAAAACCUUAUGUAGGAAUAGGGGACCCAAACAUCCACGUCACCAAAUUAUAUAUCAUGAUGUUCAUGAACAAAGAAUCCACCCUAAUCCUAUGUCGUACUUUCCCAACUUUCCUAGACGGUGCCGCCCUGAUUUGGUUCUCCAACCUCCUUGAAAGCUCCAUUUCUAAUUUCAAUGAACUAGCCGACCAAUUCGUCAACCAUUUCGCUGCAUCCAAGAUAUAUGUGCACAACUCUGACUACCUGAGCACCAUUAAUCAAGGGACGCAUGAAAACCUGAAGGAUUAUAUGACCAGAUUCGCUGAAGCGACCAAUGAAAUACCCAACUUGAACCCAGAAGACCACCUUCACGCCCUGAAAAGCAGCCUUCGCCCCGGAAAAUUCCAAGAGACCAUAGUCAUAGCAAAGCCGAAAAUUCUAACCGAAUUCCGAGAAAAGUUCGACAACUACACUCCCCUCAAUGGCAAGAAAGAGGACAUCAUCAAAGAUAUUCUGCACUCGAAACUUAUCAAACCGCCAAACAAAGCAGGCACAUGCCAAGACCAGCGAUACAUAGACAAGUCCAAGUAUUGCACCUUCCAUCAGAAAUAUGGACAUACAACAGAUGACUACGUUAUAGCAAAAGACCUUCUCGAAAAACUGGCCCGACAAGGCCUACUAGACAAAUACAUCGAUACCCGAGGGAGAAAGCGGCAUACAGAAGACCUCAGCCAACAUUCCAAAAUAAUCGACAAUCCCCGAGACAAGGGGAUAAAGGUAGACGAAGAUGUCAAUCCACCCCGUCGAGUAAUAAAUUGUAUUUCUGGUGGUUUUGCAGGAGGAGGAUGCACAAACUCGGCUAGAAAGAGAUCCUACCGAGCUAUGACGUCAGUAACGGGAUCAACCUCGUCUCAACCCAUCAACCCACACAAGUCGGAGAUCUCAUUUCUCCCCAAGGACUAUAAAGUAAUUAACCACAACCUCGACGACCCCGUAGUCAUCUCUUCGCAGGUUGGAGAGCCUUUGGUAAAGAAAAUCCUGAUGGAUCCAAGGAGUAGCGCAGACGUGCUAUUCUACUCAACAUUUCAGAAAAUGAAGUUAAGUGACAAAGCCCUCCAACCAUCAUCCGGGAAACUGGUAGGUUUCUCAAGUGAGCAAGUUCCUAUCCGAGGUUAUAUCUGGUUACAAACCACACUUGGAAACUAUCCUGACUGUAACACUAUAGACAUACAAUAUCUGGUUGUUGAUUGCAAAAGUCCUUAG
Messenger RNA from Arachis ipaensis, 1542 nucleotides. Lineage: Eukaryota; Viridiplantae; Streptophyta; Magnoliopsida; Fabales; Fabaceae. The record is from RefSeq and is a predicted model, not a curated record.